Pangasianodon hypophthalmus (striped catfish) is the source of this 739-nucleotide messenger RNA. It is a transcript of the gene tmsb1, whose product is annotated as thymosin beta 1. Bases 156 to 296 code for a protein of 46 amino acids. The transcript has 3 exons. The record is from RefSeq and is a predicted model, not a curated record. Lineage: Eukaryota; Metazoa; Chordata; Actinopteri; Siluriformes; Pangasiidae. Gene Ontology annotation, molecular function: actin monomer binding. Gene Ontology annotation, biological process: regulation of cell migration; actin filament organization. Gene Ontology annotation, cellular component: cytoplasm.
AUCAGAGCGAGGGGUUUAGCAUAGCGCUCGCGCAGAACGGGGCGUGAUUUCCUACUUAAACCGCUAGGCUUCUGCGGAUUAAACACAUACACGCACAAACGCACACACAGAGCUUCCGUUAAAGACAACUCGAGGACACUUUCAGAACAUCCAAAAUGAGUGACAACCCAGUCAAGCAGGAGGUGCAGAACUUCGACAAGAGGUGUCUAAAAAAGACCAGCACCGAGGAGAAAAACACUCUUCCAACAAAGGAGGACAUUGAACAAGAAAAGAAGGCUGCAGAGGCCGGAAAAUGAAGCCCGUCGGCAAUGAUCCUUCGCGUAUCUCUUUAUCUAACACCCCCACCCUUUCCUUUCUCCAUUUUAAGACAUUUUACUCAAUCACCCUCUUCACCUCCUGCACUCCAAACCCUUGUUUAAAUCAUAUCACAGUCUCUUCACAGUGCCACAGGCAAAGAGACAUGCACCUGAAGGGGCAGAUGAGUGGUAAAAUCCUGUGUAAUUACACCUAUGCAUAUUUUUAAACUUUUUUUUUUUUCUAUUUUGCAUUCCUGAGAGUGGACUAAGGUGGCAUUGGAGCAGCUGAGCAAUCAAAAACAAGUGUGCAUGUCAUCAGUCAGUAACUCUGUCAUCUAUGCCUAUGUCUCUGUAUCUGGUAACAUUCAUUAUGAGUUAUCCAGUAAAUGACAUGUAAAAAAUAUUUUUGUUUAAAAAAAAUAAUAAAUGAUGUUUAAAACAUA